AGAACAUGACCCAUAUUUACAGCUUUCAAACGUCACUGGACGUUGAUGUUCAACCAAAGCACCUCUUAAGGCAGCAUUUCCUACAUGCUUCAGUUCAAACUUUAGCUGUCAUGCUUCUCAGAAUGAUACGACCCGUGUUUCAUAUAAAUGUGGUAUGCUCAGAACUGUUAACCCUUUCUGUCUUCAGGUCGCAGCGUGACGGCUGAAUGAAGGACGAGCAGGACAUGAGAUGUUUGGUUAAACCUGAUGUGUGAAAAAACACUUUUUAUUUUAUUUUGCAUUGUAUAAUUGGUUUUCAUGCUUUACAGAGUCAAAUCUGAGACACUAUUACUGAACAAACCUAAUUUAGUAUAGCUGGUAAUUAAUGGGUUAAUGUUGGUACAACACUAACAAUGAGUUCCCCCUGCUGUACAACGACCACACUGCAUAAAAAGAAGACACAAAAGAAACUUCCAUCACACAUCUUUAAUAAAAAUGUGAACUGCUGUUACAGAGAGACAGACAUAUUUUGCAUUGUUGUUGAUAUAAAAACAUUCAGUGGAAUAUUACAGUUUAAAUGUUCAUGUUACCAUCACAAAUGUUCGUAUUAUAGGUCGAUAUUUUAUGCAGAUAUGAGCAGGAAGUGAAGCUCUUAGCCCGUUAUAGCUGCUUCAUCCGGGGUGCUGGUCUAACCACACUGAUCUAACCUUACCCUUAGAAUGUUGAUUAACUGACGCCCACAUCCUCACAAUGUUUCUUUAAUCAACUCAUUCACUUUGUUGUGAAUAAAUAUGAGUACCUCCUAGUCUCCUCCCGUCAUUUGUCUCCCGUGUUUUCAGUCAGCCCCAAACUGAGGGUUCCUGUAAUAUAACUGAACCUCAUUAGUCCGCGUGGUUCUGUAGCUUCUCGCAAAGUCUUUGUCGACUUCUCCGGCCUCUGAUUGUCAAACAAAUGCACGUUGGCCAUCAGGGGGAGGAGCAGCACAAAUUCCAACAUAUUGUUGCUUAAAGACAAUUACAAAGAUGGCGUACUGUCAGCUGUAGAAUAUAUCAAGAAUUAGAGGACAUGUGUCCCAGCAGGACUUGGAAAACGCUGAAAGUCGUCCUAUUGUUGCUGUAAAACUGUGUGGACGGUUCUAUUGCAGGUUGUUUCAGGCUCACAGCAGCAACACCUGACCAUCAAAUGACUAAAGUGACCGAAGGAUGAGGGCUUAUAGUUUCAGCUCUGACACUGCCUUGCAGGUGUGUCUGCAGAUAUCUUGAGUUUAUAUUUUUAACAGCUGACCUUUUUAUUUCAAACUGCCUGACGUUACGUGUUCGUAUCAAUGUUUUCACAUCAUAGCAGUCCGCUUUGUUCUUUGGCUCAGCCCAAUGACGCUAAUCUAUCAACUGAGGUGUUACCACCACCACAGCAGCUCAGUCAGUGUGAAGUUCAUUUUGAAAAAAAUCUAAGUGUCAAACUUGGAUUUUUUUUGUUGUUACACGAGCAGCAUAAAUAGACCACACAGGAAGAAGCCCCUCCUCAUUUACACUUCAGUUCAGCUUGGUCUUCAGACAGUCAACAUGGAGGUCGGCAUGCUCUGCAUCAAACUCUUGGUCCACGUGUUAUUCCUGCUGUGUGCACAUGUCCAGGACGUUGAUUCACUGAUUCUCCGUCUUGAACCAAACAGACUGCAGUUCUUUGAAUACGAGUCUCUGAUCUUCCAUUGUGAGGGCUCUCAUGACCCGACUGGAUUGAAAAUUGUACAUUGGUUUAAAGGGGAAUUAGUCAAAUGUAACACUACAGUGACAUCAAAAAGGUCAUCCUGCACUAUUCCUUAUAUUUUUCCAGAGGACAGUGGGCAAUACUGGUGUGAGUCUGGAGAUGGGAAGAGAAGCGACAUCAUCCACAUCACUGUUACUGCUGGUCCUGUGAUCCUGGAGAGUCCCAUCAGUGUGGUGGAGGGAGAGACUGUGACUCUGCGCUGCAGACACAAGACGACCUCAACCAAUCUCUCAGCUGAUUUCUACAAAUAUGGCCACCUUAUCAGAAGAAGCUCUACAGGAAACAUGACCAUCCCCAGUGUUUCCAAACGUGAUGAAGGAUUCUACAAGUGUAGCAUCUCUGGAGGAAGAGAAUCAGCCGAGAGUCUGAUGGCUGUCCAAGCUGGUCCUGUGAUCCUGGAGAGUCCCAUCAGUGUGGUGGAGGGAGAGGCUGUGACUCUGCGCUGCAGACACAAGACGACCUCUACCAAUCUCUCAGCUGAUUUCUACAAAGAUGGCCACCUUAUCAGAAGAAGCUCUACAGGAAACCUGAGCAUCCCCAGUGUUUCCAAACGUGAUGAAGGAUUCUACAAGUGUAUCUCUGGAGGAAGAGAAUCAGCCGAGAGUCUGAUGGCUGUCCAAGUUGAUCCUGUGAUCCUGGAGAGUCCCAUCAGUGUGGUGGAGGGAGAGACUGUGACUCUGCGCUGCAGACACAAGAUGACCUUUACCAAUCUCUCAGCUGAUUUCUACAAAGAUGGCCACCUUAUCAGAACAAACUCUACAGGAAACAUGAGCAUCCCCAGUGUUUCCAAACGUGAUGAAGGAUUCUACAAGUGUAUCUCUGGAGGAAGAGAAUCAGCCGAGAGUCUGAUGGCUGUCCAAGAGUCACACCAAGAGAUUCAUGCGUCCUCAGAUCUUCUGUUGAUCAUCUUCAGAAACAUUCUCCCUGUAGUAAUGAUGGCUUUGCUGCUGGUGCUGCUGGGACAGCUCCACUGUGGGGAACUCCGAGGUAAACCCACAGAGCAAGGAGUAUCCAGAAUCAUGACGGCGACAGUUCACUCAGCUGGUACCAACCGACCUUUGACACAGGAACCCCUCUAUUCUUUGAUCAAGUCGCAGCGUGACGGCUGAAUGAAGGACGAGCAGCACAUGAGACGUUUGGUUGAACCUGAUGUGUGAAAAAACACUUUUUAUUUUAUUUUGCAUUGUAGAAAUGGUUUUCAUGCUUUGCGCCCUACAUGUGUUGAUGUUUAAAGAUAUAUUAAAGAGAUGCGGUUUGUAUUUUCAGAUGUAUUAUCUGUUAUUAUAUAGUGACAGUUAAACCCACAUGUUCCAUCUGCUGUGUGUAUUUACGUGUCAGUGUGAAACUGUGGUCAACCACCACCUUGAUGCUGCAGCUUCACUUUCAUUUGAAGCACGCUGGCCGAGUCCAAAUAAAAAAAUGAGUCUGACACUUUAAGUCUAAUGUGGUUGUAAAUGUCAUACAUGAGAAGACAGAAAAUAACUGUGCCAUUAAAGAAGUGUACUGGU
Messenger RNA from Labrus bergylta (ballan wrasse), 3251 nucleotides. The record is from RefSeq and is a predicted model, not a curated record. Lineage: Eukaryota; Metazoa; Chordata; Actinopteri; Labriformes; Labridae.